UUCAAGAAUGCAGCAUGCAGCGAGUUUCCGGUCAGAAUUAGACAGUCCAAAGAUGGCGGACCUCCUGGGCUCGAUCUUGAGCUCGAUGGAAAAGCCUCCAACCGUUCACAACCAAGAAAGCCGACGGAAAGCUAGAGAACAAGCAGCCAGACUGAAGAAGCUCGAGGAGGAUGAGAAGAGAAAAAAAACUGAGUUUAGGAGAAAGAUGGAGAAAGAGGUGUCAGACUUCAUUCAGGACAGCAAACUGCAGAAGAAGAAAUAUGACCCGAUGGGAAAGAUCGAGAGAAGCAUAUUGCAUGAUGUAGCCGAGGUCGCAGGGCUGUCGUCCUUUUCCUUUGGUGAGGAUGAAGAGAGCAGAUACGUCAUGCUGUUUAAAAAGGAGUUUGCACCAUCAGAUGAAGAACUGGAGGCUUAUCGCAAAGGUGAGGAGUGGGACCCGCAGAAAGCUGAGGAGAGGCGUCGACUAAAGGAAAAGGCUGCACUGGAGAUGGAAGCAGCCAGUCACAGUGUGAAGAGGCCCGCGUCGCCCAACUCAAACUACAGAGACAAAUACAGCCAUCUGAUAGGAACGUCUGCUGCUAAAGACGCCGCACACACGCUGGAAGCCAACCAGGCAUAUGGCUGUGUUCCUGUGGCCAAUAAGAGAGACACUCGCUCCAUCGAGGAAGCCAUGAACGAGAUCCGAGCCAAAAAAAGGCAGAAGAAAGGCGAGGAAGAAGGAGCUGGCAGCGGCAGCGGUGUGUGAGAGGCGUGUGUGUGUGUAUGAUCAGCUGGGUGAUAGAACAGUAUUUUACUCAUAUGACAAUGUUUUACAUAAACAGAAGGGUUCGGUAAAGAUGAAUUUAUGCACAUAAAGGCAGUCCAGAACUGCCACAGUAUAAGCGCACUGUUCAAAAAUGCUUUGAACUCUAUAUUACUGUCCCAAAUAAUGUGUUUUUAAAGGUCAUUAUUAGAAUAAACAGAAACAUGUUGUUUAAUAUAGCAAAUCCCUGUGUAUUUUGGCAUGGUGAUCUCUAUUUAAUCUAAGUUAUCUGUUAAAACACAUUUGGUUUUAUUAUAGUUUUCAUUUGCAUUUCCAUUGAUUAAAACAGUCAUAUUUAUUGCCUUGACAUAACUGGUAGUUUUGACUCCAUGGAUAUUUUAAUCGUGUUUAUUUUAAGUCAUGAGACAGCAUGUCCUUAAACUAGUAGUUGUUUCUUGUAACUGUUUGUUUUAAAUAAAUUUGGUUAAGGAUAUGUUUUAAGUGUACAUUGUGUCUUUUAUAUACAGGUGUUGAAUUCAGUCUGUUUGCUUUGAGCUCUAAUAAGCAUAUGUAUCUCAUCUGUAUCUAGCAUAUUUUGUCCAUUUACACUGGCUAAUCAUCAUUCUGGGUCAUGGACCAUGACUAGAUGGAUCAAAUAUGAUGCUAAAUUGUAUGUAAGCCUACUGUAAUGUCAUAAAAACGUUUCAAAAUAAAGAUUCAGAAUCAGUUGUGCUAAAGGCAAA
Rhinichthys klamathensis goyatoka is the source of this 1485-nucleotide messenger RNA. RefSeq names its product sperm associated antigen 7 (gene spag7). Gene Ontology annotation, molecular function: nucleic acid binding. The record is from RefSeq and is a predicted model, not a curated record. Bases 8 to 745 code for a protein of 245 amino acids. NCBI's taxonomy places the organism in Eukaryota, Metazoa, Chordata, Actinopteri, Cypriniformes, Leuciscidae. The transcript has 7 exons.